CUCAGACUCAACUCAGACUGUUAGGCUCUACCUCGCUUCUCUGGACAUGGCACAGCAAAGAAUGGCAUUAUGGGCCGCAGAGGACAUUGACGAAGAGCUUCAGGGCGUUGACCUUUCCCUAGCGAUUGGUAACUACGGCCAGAGCAAUCAUUACGACGAUGCCCAUAUGCAACAUGCUCCUAUAGACGAAUCUACUUUAAUUGCUAUGCAGCAGCGUAUGGCUCAGCAAGCAGCUUUUGCACAGAUCCCCGAUGUCGUGAAAGCCUUCAUCGUACAUUUCCACCAAGCUGUACUCGAUAACAACCUUGCAGAAAUAACCGUUGCAUACGAGAGUGGAUGGAACAAAUACACAGAAAAAUUCUAUGCCAGAUCGGAAUGGCCCGAAGCAGAGAUUAUCGCUCCUCUCGUCAACGAUGAUCCCAUUUUCCUUAUCUUGUACCGCGAACUCUACUAUCGCCACGUAUAUUCCCGCCUCCAGCCAAACAUCGACGACCGCCUGCACUCAUAUGAAAAUAGUUGCGAGUUGUUCAACUAUCUACUCAAUUCCGAGGGUCCCGUUCAGCUCGAGCUUCCAGAACAAUGGCUUUGGGAUAUUAUUGAUGAAUUUAUCUACCAGUUCCAAGUAUUUUGCUCCUGGCGCUCGAAAGUGAAAACAAAGACCGAUGAUGAACUCACUAUGCUCGCUGAGGAGACUGGAGUCUGGAGUUCGUACAGCGUCUUAAAUGUCCUCUAUUCUCUUAUCCAAAAGUCCAAGACCAAUGAGUAUAUCAUCGCUCAUCAGGAAGGAAAAAGCUCAGAAGAAAUAUUGAAAAUAGUCGGGGAUUACGGCUCUAAACCGCUCUAUCGCAUGCUUGGAUACUUCAGCAUCAUCGGUCUCCUUCGUGUACAUGUAUUAUUGGGCGAUUUCACCUUAGCUUUAAAGGUGAUGGAUAAUGUCGAGCUCAACCAAAAGUCACCCUUCACUAGGGUGACAGCCUGUCAUGUACAAACGUAUUAUUACGUCGGCUUUUGUUACCUCAUGCUUCGCCGCUAUCCUGAUGCCAUACGCACCUUUGUGACAAUACUAAACUUCGUUCAACGAAUGAAGCAGUAUCAUACUCGAAGUUACCAGUAUGAUCAAAUCAGCAAAACAGCUGACAGAAUGUACGCUCUGUAUGCUAUCUGUCACGCGUUGUCGCCGAGUCGGUUAGAUGACAACAUAACAAAUACUACGAAGGAGCGUUACGGUGAACAAUUGUCAAGAAUGUCAAGAGGAGGUGAAGACGCCCUACCAGCUUUCGAGGAACUUUUCCUAUAUGCAUGCCCAAAAUUCAUCAACGCUAACUCCCCCCCAUACAACGACCCUGUAGCGAUUGCCCAGAUACUUUCUGUUUCUCCCACAACUUCACCUUCACAGCGAACCGUUGAACUUCCCACUUCCGCGACGCAUACUGAUCCGGCGCACAGACACCUUCGUUUAUUCCUCUCCGAUGUUACUGCUCAAUCUCAAGUACCUACCUUGCGCAGUUUCUUGAAGUUAUACACCAGCUUAGGUUCUAAAAAGCUGGCGAACUUCCUGGAUGCUGAGGAGGAGGAGGUAGUCCAAGAGAUGAUGCUCAUGAAACAGUCUAGUCGAUGUAUCAGUCGUGUCGGUACUGAAAAAGGCAACCUUCUCGACGGAGAAACGAUAACAACAAGUGAUCUCAACUUUAUCAUUGAGAAGAGUAUGGUACAUAUUGUGGAGUCAACGGUCGGGCGUAGAUACGCAGGGUGGUUCAUCAAAAACACAGAACGGACACAGCGAAUAUUUGACGACCUGAAGAGCACACCCUUACCCGCUCCAACAAAAGCUGCAUUGCUUCCAACGCCCGCCGAAGUACCAGCAAAAAUCGCUAAACCCAAGCUCGCUUGGGGAGGUGCGAAGGCCGUGUAG
Molecule: messenger RNA, 1912 nt
Organism: Marasmius oreades (fairy-ring Marasmius)
Lineage: Eukaryota; Fungi; Basidiomycota; Agaricomycetes; Agaricales; Marasmiaceae
Exons: 11
Coding region: 47-1912 (621 amino acids)
Biological process (GO): translational initiation
Cellular component (GO): cytoplasm; eukaryotic translation initiation factor 3 complex
Molecular function (GO): translation initiation factor activity
Source: RefSeq, a predicted model, not a curated record